AUGGGGAACAGUUUACCAGGUGUCGGAGGAGGGAAGAAGAAGGCCAAAGUGAUGAAGAUCGACGGCGAAAUCUUCAAAUUCCAAACACCCUUUAAAUUUUUUGAAGUGAUUAAGGAUUACUCCGGUCAUGUUGUAUUGGAAUCGAAUGCUGUUAAGAGAUAUGGGAUCAGAGCUACUCCUCUUGAUCUAGAAGAAAAUCUUGAACCUGGAAAGAUUUAUUUCCUGGUCGAGUUACCUAAACUGUCGGAGACGGCGGAGAAGACGGUGACGAUUAGAAGGGUGCGUUUGGAUGGAGAUGAUCGUCCGGAUUCAUCUACAAAUACAUUUUCAGUUAUUCCAUCCAAUCAACUUUCAGAAUAUGAUGAUUUCAUGGUAAAAAAUAAGUUGAAGGCUAUCGCUAAGGUUUGGGAACCCGUCGAGGAAUGUAAUUUCGUUAUCGUGGGCACUAUAAAGGGUAUUUUACAGAAUCUUAAAUGGUAUUAUCAAGCAUGUACCAACUGUUUCGGAAAUGCAGUUCCAUCAGAUGAAGCUAAUGAUCUAACCAAAUCUUAUAAAUGUCAUAAUGAAAAUUGCACAAAAACUACCACUUAUGUUGUUCUAAGGUUGUUACUUUACAAUAAUACUGGAACUCUAACCUUAACCAUGUUUGAGAGAGAAGGGAAGUAUUUGUUGAAGAAAUCAGCAAAAGAGUUGGUUAAAAAAAUAGAACAGCUUGGAGACAAUCUUGAUUUUUAUCCAGGAAAAAUCAGUGAUGAUGAGAGUUUAAUCCAACAACUUGAAAAUAAGUUGACUGAGUCACAGUCAUUAGAUUUUGGUUCGGCGGAUUUGCAAUAUCAACAGACCAGAAAUUUAAAGGAUGCAAUUUUUGGCACGGACGAUAAUAUAACUCCUUCCACUAUCGACAAACGAGACAACAAGUCCAAUGAAGAGUUUGACCACAACACUGACGAUGACAUUGAAGAUGUUCUUGAUCGUCCUUCAAUUGCUUCUUCAAUGUUCACAUCUUUGAUGAAAUGUAAUGAAAUCAAUAAAGAAGCACGAAAACUUACAUAUGUUGAAUUUCCUACAAAGUUUAUUUGGAAACGUAAAGGUCUGUUUUGGAAGCCAAGGGAAGUUGGAUAUGCAAUUGAUAGAAUUCACUCGGUUUCACCUAAACUUGGAGAAGCAUAUUUCUUAAGAAUUCUUUUAAAUAAAGUGAAAGGUCCUAAAUCAUUCGAUGAAAUUCACACAGUCAAUGGUGAACUAUGUUCUUUUAAAGAUGCGUGUUAUAAUCUUGGCCUUUUAGAUGAUGACAAAGAAUUUAUUGAUGCAAUUAAGGAAGCAAGUCUUUAUGGAUCUGGUUUAUCAUUAAACAAAGAUCAAGUUAAAAACUUGACUUUGUUUGAGAUAGAACAAAUUUUACUUUGUAACAAUUCCAUCCUUAAAAAUUAUGGAAAGAUGCCUUACCCAGAUGUUGAUUCUGUUUCAUCUUCAAACAAUCGUCUUAUUACCGAGCAGCUAGAUUAUGACAUGCCCAAUUUAAAGAACAAGUUUGAUCGGCUAUUUUUUGCAUUAACAAAUGAGCAACGGGACAUUUUUCUUGAUAUCAUGGAUGCAGUUAAACAUAAUAAGGGAGGUGUAUUCUUUGUUUAUGGUUAUGGUGGAACAGCAAUUAGAGCUCAAGGUCAGAUUGUUUUAAAUGUUGCUUCAAGUGGGAUAGCUUCAUUAUCAUUGACUGGAGGCAGGACAACACACUCUCGGUUAAUAAUUCCCAUAAAUCUUCCCGAGGAUUCUUUUUGUAGAAUAAAUCCAAAAAGUGAUCUUGUCGGUUUAGUAAGAAAAACCUCAUUGAUCAUUUGGGAUGAAGCACCCAUGGUACACAAACAUGCAUUCAGAGCUUUAGAUCGAACUUUCAAGGAUAUAUUAAAGUGUGUCAAUCCUACGAAUUCAAAUAUUCCAUUUGGAGGGAAAGUGAUUUUUUUUGGAGGUGAUUUCAGACAAAUUUUACCUGUUGUUCCAGGUGGCAGUAGACAAAACAUUGUUAAUGCUUCUUUAAGUUCUUCCUAUUUAUGGCAACAAUGUAAAGUUCAUAAAUUAACAAAAAACAUGAGGUUAACUGUUGGAAGCGAUCCAUCUGCUAUUGAAGAAAUAAGGGAUUUUGCAAAUUGGCUUUUGGACAUAGGAGAAUGUAAUCUUAGUGGUCUGAAUGACGCUGAAGCGAUUGUUGAUAUUCCACGAGAUAUUAUUAUUACUAAUCCACAUGAUCCUAUAGGUUCAUUAAUCAGUUUUCUAUAUCCUUCUAUAUUGGAAAACUUCAACAUUGUUGAUUAUUUUCAAGAAAGAGCAAUACUAGCUCCCAAGAAUGAAGUUGUCCAAGAAAUAAACGAACGUUUAUUGUCAUUGUGUCCAGGAGAACAAAAAGAAUACUUAAGUUCAAAUUGCCUAUCCCAAUCCGAGUUUGUUCAUGAUGAGUUUGAUGCAAAUUUAUACUUACCUGAUGUUUUAAAUGGUGUUAAAGUCUCAGGUCUUCCAAACCAUAAGCUCAUUUUAAAAGUCAGUGUUCCAGUUAUGUUAUUGAGAAACAUUGAUAAAAAAAAUGGCUUAUGUAAUGGGACUAGACUACAGGUUAAAUCUUUGGGCAAACGUGUUAUUGAGAUAGUUAUCUUAUCUGGAAGUAAUAUUGGAAACCGGACUUUUAUUCCAAGAAUGUCUUUAACUCCUUCUAAAGACAAGAUCCCGUUUAAAUUCCAAAGAAGACAAUUUUCAUUGGCUGUGUGUUUUGCAAUGACAAUUAAUAAAAGCCAAGGACAGUCUUUAUCGAAGGUUGUUUUGUCUCUGAAGGAGCCUGUUUUCACACAUGGUCAAGUGUAUGUUGUUUUAUCUAGAGUUCAAAGUAGAGAAUGA
This is a messenger RNA of Lactuca sativa (garden lettuce), 2883 nucleotides long. The record is from RefSeq and is a predicted model, not a curated record. NCBI's taxonomy places the organism in Eukaryota, Viridiplantae, Streptophyta, Magnoliopsida, Asterales, Asteraceae.